AUGAGCGCGAUCCUUCCUGAUAAGACCCUGGCGACAAGCCAGGUGCAGAAGACCACAAAGGCUGAUGACUUGGCGGCCGUGCAGCCUGACGAAUGCCAAGAAACAGCCGAGGCCCACUAUGACGUUGAGGAGUUCGAGAUCGAGGCCCAGCCCUGGUCUUCCAUGCGAUCGGAGGACGUCAAGGCGACUCGCAACAACCGGUUUCCUUCGCCGCCAGAUCGGCGCCUGCACGAGCAGCACCUGAAAAAGAUGGACCGCCUGCAGGAUGACCUCACGAUGGAUCCGCACUUGUUUGAGACCCUCGUUCGGAACAGGCGUUGUAUUGAUGGACUCACUAUGGGCAGCUGCAUCCCGUCCAAAGGCAUGCACGCAGACGCCCAGGACAACGAGUUCCUGAAGUACAUCAGCCCAUGA
This is a messenger RNA of Symbiodinium necroappetens, 414 nucleotides long. NCBI's taxonomy places the organism in Eukaryota, Dinophyceae, Suessiales, Symbiodiniaceae. The record is from the annotation of a GenBank genome assembly.